CUUGGGGUGGUUUGUCAUCAGGGUAGGAAACUUCAAUAGAAGAUGUAUAAGCUUUCUACCUUCAGUUCCAUGCCUCCUGCAAUUUUCUUGCAGCCUAGGAUGUCUCAUGCAAGCUUGAAAGUCCAAGAGGAUGGAAUAGGUGUUUGUACAAGGGUGACCCGGAACUUGAACAUGGAGAAGCUGAGAAAUGGUUAUCUGUUUCCUGAGAUUGCUAUGCGUGAGCUUGAACACAUGAAGAAGUAUCCAAAUGCGAAAGUGAUAAGCCUUGGGAUUGGUGAUACCACAGAGCCUAUACCGGAUAUCGUAACAUCAAGCAUGGCAAACCAUGCACGUCGGCUUUCGACGGUUGAAGGUUAUAGAGGGUAUGGGGCAGAGCAAGGGAACAAGGCACUUAGGAAGGCAAUUGCAGAAACCUUGUAUGGAGAUCUACCCAUUAAAGACACAGAAAUAUUUGUCUCAGAUGGUUCUCAGUGUGAUAUUUCUCGCCUCCAGCUGCUUCUGGGAUCCAAUGUGACCAUUGCUGUGCAAGAUCCAACUUUUCCAGCUUAUAUAGAUUCGAGUGUCAUAAUUGGUCAGACCGGUGACUUCCAAGAUGAAACUGGCAAGUACCAGAACAUCAAAUACUUGCCAUGCAGGCCACAGAAUAAUUUUUUUCCAGACUUGACUACAACUGCAACCACAGAUGUCAUAUUCAUCUGCUCUCCAAACAAUCCCACUGGCCAUGCAGCAUCCAGGAAGCAGUUAGAGCAGCUAGUGGAGUUUGCAAGGGCAAAUAGAUCAAUUAUUAUUUUUGACUCUGCCUAUGCAGCUUAUGUCACAGAUGAAAGUCCUAGAUCAAUCUUUGAGAUUCCUGGUGCCAGAGAGGUUGCCAUUGAAAUUUCGUCCUUCUCCAAAUUUGCUGGAUUCACAGGUGUCCGUCUUGGUUGGACAGUGGUCCCUGAUGAACUCUUGUUUUCGAAUGGCUUUCCUGUCAUAAAAGAUUUCAACCGCAUUGUAUGCACUUGCUUCAAUGGAGCAUCCAGCGUAGCUCAGGCGGGGGGACUAGCAUGCCUUUCCUCAGAUGGAUUAAUGGCAGUGCAAUCUGUGGUUGACUACUACAAAGAGAAUGCAAAGAUCCUGGGUGACACUUUCACUUCACUUGGUCUAGACGUAUAUGGUGGCAUAAAUGCCCCUUAUGCUUGGGUGCGUUUUCCAGGUAUGAAAUCUUGGGAUGUAUUCACUGAGCUUCUUGAGAAGACACACAUAAUAACAGUUCCAGGUUGCGGAUUUGGACCUGGGGGUGAAGAGCAUAUUAGAGUUAGUGCUUUUGGACACAGAGAAUGUAUCUUAGAGGCCUCAAGGAGGCUGAAAAGCCUUCUUUCCUAGGAGAAAGAUGCUUCACUUUGGUUGUUAUAACCAUAUAUCUAUCUAAUACUAAAUAAAGUAAACCGAAGUUCAACAGACCAGAUUUUGAGUUGGCAUAUAAUAAAAUAUCAGCUCAUAUCUUGUUAUGUGAAGAUAUAGCAAUAUAUUCAAAAAAAAAAUCAAUAAAUAAAGAAAAAGAAA
This is a messenger RNA of Vitis riparia (riverbank grape), 1545 nucleotides long. RefSeq names its product aminotransferase ALD1, chloroplastic-like. Gene Ontology annotation, biological process: L-pipecolic acid biosynthetic process; systemic acquired resistance, salicylic acid mediated signaling pathway. NCBI's taxonomy places the organism in Eukaryota, Viridiplantae, Streptophyta, Magnoliopsida, Vitales, Vitaceae. The coding region runs from base 43 to 1365 and encodes 440 amino acids. The record is from RefSeq and is a predicted model, not a curated record. Gene Ontology annotation, molecular function: L-lysine:pyruvate alpha-transaminase activity; pyridoxal phosphate binding. The transcript has 10 exons. Gene Ontology annotation, cellular component: chloroplast.